UUAUUUCAGUAUUCUUGUUUAUAGCUGUAAUGAAAAUAUCAGAAUAAAGAAAAAUAAAACCAAAAUUCAGCAUUCUUCUCCUAUAUUUUGCCUGGUGUACUUUGACAACCAGAUAUUUGUAUCACUUGCAAAUGGAGAGCUAGCUAUAUACACAAGGAAAGAUAGUGGAAUUUGGAAUUUCGAUCAAACUCUAAAGAUCCAAAUAGGAAACGGUUCGUCUUCUGUUACUUAUAUGCUUGGCGUGAAUGGAAAAUUGUGGUGUGGCUGUCAGAAUUUUAUCAAAGUCCUCAACACUGACACGCAUAAAGUUGAAUAUUCCAUCCAAGUUGGACAAGAUUCUACAAAAUCCGUAAUAUCUAUGGUCUUGUCUGGAUUAGGAGUAUGGAUUGCACUUCAGUGCAGUCCUGUUAUUUUUCUUUAUCAUGCUACAACUUACGAAUAUCUAACAGAUAUUAGUGUGGUUCCCGCAGUUUCGAAAAUGCUCGCUUGUUGUGAUGAUAUAAUACAACAACAUAAAUCUGCCUGUUUACGCAUUACUUCAUUGCUAGCUUGUAAGGAUUUACUGUGGAUAGGAACCAGUGCAGGAGUUGUACUUACGAUGCCUUUAUCUAAUGUCACGUCUGUAUUUAAUUGCUUAGACAACAUAAAUAUUUCUGGGAUAUCUCAAGGACACACGGGUCACGUGAGAUUCUUAACGUGUGUAGAUAUGGAACAAUUUUGCGAUACUCAUAGACUGUCGUAUUCAGAUAAUCCCGACGAAAUAAUCAAAAACAAUAAAUUAUUAGUUAUAAGCGGCGGAGACGGUUACGAAGAUUUCCAAAGUGGUUUUAGUGAAGCUUUAGGUCACGACGAUAGCACAAAUCAUCUCUUGCUAUGGCACGUAUGACUUUACAGAUUAAUAGUUUUUAAAAUUCAUCUUAUCAUUUUUUAAAACAUGAAUUUUAUUAUUCAUUGAUCUCAGUUUUUAAGCAGUGUAACAUUUAAAAUUAUUCUGUGUCGUUCCCUUCUCGCGAUUCUGAGGUUUCUAUUCGAAAGCCUUAAUUUUAUAUUUGGACUUUAAAAUUUUAUUAGCAAAUUUUCUAAAGAAAUCCAAGAAUUUUAAAUUGCGUAAACACUAAAAUACCUUUCACUUAUUAUCUUACUAUCAUCUCAAAAUUCGAUUAACGUUUUUAAUUUUAUUGUUUUAUCCAAAUCCUACAGUUAUUCACUCAUCCGAAACUAAAUCUCAAAUCAAAUAAUUAAAAAUUUAAAUUUGAGAUUAAUUCAAUCAAUCUAAUUAAGUCACUUUUAGCUUAUUUUUAAUUACAAACAAAGAAAAGCAACGCAAAAUUAAUUAAUUAGAAAAAAACAACUCCUCUUUCAACACUAAUUUUCUCAAGUUGUAUGCUAAUACAAUGAGAAAAGAAGUUAAUUAUUUUAUUAUUGAAGAUUUUAAAUUGUUAAAAAAAUAAUAAUAAUUUAUUUUUAACAUUAUUUAUAAGCACGAAAUGUAAGCUUUACUACCUUAUUUACACUUAAUAAAAUAAAAAAGAAAGUGGAAAUUAUCAUCCUUAAUGCCUCUGUGAGGUAAAAUCGUCCCAAAAUUUUAAUUAUUUACAAUUAUUAUUAAUACGAAUGGACCAGUUUUUAUAAAUAUUAUGAUUUUCUUUCAUGUCUACGAGUCAAAGUCUUUAUACAAAUUGUAUACAUGCGAUUGAAUGUUUAAUAAUAGCAAAUAAUAUAAAUUAUAAAGUUUAUGUUAAUGUUACUUCUGUUAUGUGCAAUAUAUUAUAAAGUUAUUCAACAAAAAAAUGAGCUUAAAUUAUGUAUAACCAGGUUUUAUAUGUAAAAAC
Messenger RNA from Centruroides sculpturatus (bark scorpion), 1832 nucleotides. Its product is annotated as rho guanine nucleotide exchange factor 17-like. The record is from RefSeq and is a predicted model, not a curated record. The transcript has 6 exons. Gene Ontology annotation, biological process: actin cytoskeleton organization. Lineage: Eukaryota; Metazoa; Arthropoda; Arachnida; Scorpiones; Buthidae. Gene Ontology annotation, molecular function: guanyl-nucleotide exchange factor activity. The coding region runs from base 233 to 886 and encodes 217 amino acids.